Molecule: messenger RNA, 8344 nt
Organism: Lepisosteus oculatus (spotted gar)
Lineage: Eukaryota; Metazoa; Chordata; Actinopteri; Semionotiformes; Lepisosteidae
Source: RefSeq, a predicted model, not a curated record
AGGAAGACAGACUGGGGCUGGAUCGGCCCGGGAAUCGGAGAGCUAUUGGGGAGGUGUCUUGAGAGAGAGAAAAAAACAUUGUGAUUACGGGACCUCAAAGCAGGUUUUCUUUUUUCCCCCCCUCAGCUCCUGCCUUCCUAUUCCCCCCCCCCCCUUGCCGAAGACGGGGGGGGCGUGUUAGAGUGGGGCGCGGAGCGGCUGAGUCAGUGGUUGGGAAGGGCUAGCCCCCACCAGCAGACAAAGGCCAGCGGACUCCCACAGCACAAAGGGAACGAUGAGCAUGCUUAAACCCAGCGGGCUGAAGGCUCCCAGCAAGAUCACCAAGCCCGCCGGUGCCGCCACCAAAACUGCCUCCGCCCCAGCCAAGCAGGCCUCCGCAGACAAGUCUGCUCCGGGGCCAGGCCCGUCCGAGGUGCAGGAGGACGUCGCGGGUGAUUUUCACGUCGGGGAGCGGGUUUGGGUCAAUGGAAACAAGCCCGGUUUCAUCCAGUUCCUGGGAGAGACCCAGUUCGCCCCGGGACAGUGGGCGGGGAUCGUGCUAGACGAGCCCAUCGGGAAGAACGAUGGCUCGGUGGCCGGGGUGCGGUACUUCCAGUGUGAUGCCCUGCGGGGCAUCUUCACCCGCCCGUCCAAGCUCUCCCGCAGCGCGGGCGCGGGGGCGGAGGGGGAGGGGGAGGCCAACGGCACGCAGACGGCCCCGCCGUCCCGCGCCACCUCGCCCACCCCCACCUCCACCUCCGCCAGCCUGCUGACNNNNCCCGCCACCCCUCCCGCCCCUCCCAAGACCCCCAGCGCCGCCACACCCACCACGCCGGGCGCCCUGACCCGCGCCGCCAGCGAGUCCAUCUCGAACCUGUCCGAGGCCGGCUCCGUGAAGAAGGGCGAGCGGGAGCUGAGGAUCGGGGAUCGCGUGCUGGUUGGGGGCACCAAGGCGGGGGUGGUGCGCUUCCUGGGAGAGACCGACUUCGCCAAGGGGGAGUGGUGCGGGGUGGAGCUCGACGAGCCCCUGGGCAAGAAUGACGGCGCUGUGGCCGGAACCAGGUACUUUCAGUGCCAGCCGAAGUACGGGUUGUUUGCGCCCGUGCACAAAGUCACCAGGAUUGGCUUUCCCUCCACGACGCCGGCCAAGUCCAAGACCACGGUGCGCAAGGUGGUGGCCACGCCGUCGGCCCUGAAGCGCAGCCCCAGCGCCUCCUCCAUCAGCUCCCUGAGCUCGGUGGCCUCCUCGGUGAGCGGGAAGCCCAGCCGCACCGGCCUGCUGACGGAGACGUCCUCGCGCUACGCCAGGAAGAUCUCGGGCACCACGGCGCUGCAGGAGGCCCUGAAGGAGAAGCAGCAGCACAUCGAGCAGCUCCUGGCGGAGCGCGACGUGGAGAGGGCCGAGGUCGCCAAGGCAACCAGCCACGUGGGGGAGAUCGAGCAAGAGCUCGCGCUGCUCAGGGACGGCCACGAGCAGUAUGUACUGGAGAUGGAGGCCAAGAUGGACCAGCUGCGCACACUGGUGGAGGCUGCAGAUAAGGACAAGGUGGAGCUGCUCAACCAGCUGGAGGAGGAGAAGAGGAAAGUGGAAGACCUGCAGUUUCGUGUGGAGGAGGCUUGUAUUACCAAAGGUGACCUGGAGACGCAGACCAAACUGGAGCAUGCCCGCAUUAAGGAGCUUGAACAGAGCCUGCUCUUUGAAAAGACCAAAGCUGACAAACUCCAGAGAGAGUUAGAAGACACUAGGGUAGCCACCGUUUCGGAGAAGUCCCGAAUUAUGGAACUGGAGAAAGACCUGGCACUGCGCGUGAAAGAGGUGGCAGACCUUCGGCACAGACUAGAAACCUCCCAAGGGUCGGGAGACACGGACUCGACCACUCCGUUGCUGGAGGAGCUGAGCUCAAUGAGAGACCAGCUAGCCUCAGUGAGCAAAGAUCACCAAAGUGAACUGAAAGCCUUGAAAGAGAAACUUGAAAGCUCGGAGAAGGGGCAUCAGCAAGGGAUGUCCAUGUUGAAGGCAACUGUCGAGAAGCUCUCCAAAGAGAACGAGGUGCUGAAGACCAAAUUGAGCCACGCGGACAAGGAGAACUCGGAUGUCAUUGAGCUCUGGCGCUCAAAGCUGGAGUCUGCCAUUGCCUCCCAUCAGCAAGCUAUGGAGGAGCUGAAGGUGUCCUUCAGUAAGGGGGCAGGAGCUCAGUCGGCUGAACUAGUAGAGCUGAAAAGUUCCCUGGAGAAGAUCAAGCUGGGUCACAAGACUGAGCUUGAGAACAUCGGAGUCAAGCGCGAUUUGGAGAAGGUGGCAUGGCUCAAGGAAGUUGAGGACCUGAAGGCCAAGCUGCUGGAGGUGACGGAGGAGAAGGAGAAACUGGUCGAGAACCUCAAGACCAACCUGGAGACUGUGGAGGAGCAGCAUCUGGUGGAGAUGGAAGAUGUCCUGAGCAAGUUGCACAACACCGAGCUGAAGGUAAAGGAGCUGGAGGAGCUGGAGAACGUGGCCAGCGAGAAGGGCAAGCUCAUCGAUAGCCUGAAGGAGCAGGUCAGGCAGGCCGAGGAGCAGCUGACCGCUCUGGAGUCCUUGCGGAAAGCACAGGCUGAAGGUAAUGAGGAGCUCCAGAGACUGAAAGCCAAGCUGGGGACAGCAGACGCCCAGUCAAUCUCUCAGGGCAACAAGGUCAGUGAAUUGGCCAGAGAGCUGGAUGGGAAAACACAGCAGGUCUCUUCUCUAGAGCAUAGCCUGGCUACCCUCAGCCAGGAUAAGAGCUCUCUGGAGCAGCAGCUGGAGAGCCUGAAACAAAAGCUCGAUGGAGCCUCAGAUGAUCAGAAUAAAGUUCAACGCGUUAUGCAAGAAACACUUGAGAAACUCAAACAAAAAGAAGAGCAGUGCUUGUCCUUGUCUGCGGACGCAGAGACUAUAAGGAGCCAGCUUGCAGCAAUGGAAAGGAAAGCCAAGGCAAGUGAUGAGAGACUGGAGCAACUGGCCCAGGACAAAGCGAAGCUGGAGGGCGACAUUUCAGAUAUGAUGAAGUCAUCGGGGGACAGCUCUGCCCAGCUCACCAAAAUGAACGACGAGCUCACUCAGAAAGAAAGGAGGCUGGAGGAGCAGCAGAAGCUACUUGGGGAGGCCAGCGAGAAGGCGGCGCGGGCCGAAGAGAGUCUGCAGCUGGCCCAGGCCCGCGCCGAGCAGGCCCGCCAGGAGAGCGAGGAGAAACAUCGGGCUGGACUGCAGGCUCUGCAGGAGAGGCUGGCAGAGCUGGAGAAGGAUGUUGCCAAUAGCCAGGCUCGGAGCAAGGAGCUGCAGGCCUCUCACGAGAAGACACUGAAGGAAGAAACCGACAAACACGAGCAAGCACUGAAGGAGCUGCUGCACAAACAAGAGCAGGCCGAGCAGGCCCUGCGCAGUUCCCUGGACAAGAACAGAGAAAUGGAGACCCUAAUUGCUGAGCUCCGGCAGCAUAAGGAAAAGGCCAUGUCUCUAACUGCUGAGCUAGCAUCCGCCCAAGGGCUGACUGAACGGUUAACUGGGGAAGUGAGAGAACUAGAAUUGAUGAAAGACCAGCACUUGAAGGAAAUAGAGGCGCUCCAUGCUCAGAAUGAGAUGUUGCAGGAGAAGGCUUUGGAUCUAGAGCUAAGGUUGUCCUCCAUGGAGGAGAAAGACCAAGAUCUGUCCUUGAAACUUGAGGAAUUACUGCUCCUAAACAACCAGCUUCUAAAGGAAAAGGAAGAGCUGUCCUCCCGAAACCAACAGUUAGAUCAUGAAAGAGGAAGGGUGUCCUUGGAUAAUGAGAAGCUUUCUCAAGCUGUGGAAGACCUGAGAGCAGACAUUGAGAAAACCACAACAGAAAACAAGAACCUCAGGAUCUCGGAGCUGGAGCUGACGGCCAAUGUGGAGGAACUUCGGAAAUGCAAUAAUGAGAGGGAACAAGAUCUUCUGAAGUACCAAAAGGAGAUUCAGCUUCAGGAGUCAGUGAAGAAACAGCUGAUGGAGGAUUACGACAUAUUGUACCAGGAGAGAGACAAUGCCGUGGAUGAGCUCAGGCAGAGCCGUGAGGAAAUGACGACGGAGCGCGAGAAGCUGGUUGCAGAAAGAGACAUGGCAAGAAGUGAGAAGUACUCCCUGGACAUUGCUCACUCUGAGCUACAAACCAAAUGUGUCUCAUUAACCAGAGAGAGGGAAGAACUUAGUGUCACAAAUUCCCAGCUGCUCAUGGACAAAGAGAUUCUGGAGAAAGAGAAAGCAGUGCUCCUUUCCCAACUUCAUACGAUUAUCUCUGAUAAAGACGCCCUUUUAGCAGAAAAGGAGGAGCUUAAGAGUCAUCUGAGUAUUGCCAGAAAGGACUUGGACAAGUCUGUGCACGAUAAUCGUGAGCUGCAAGCCUCCAAAGAUAGCCUGGCUAAGCUCCUAGAAGAAAUUAAGACCAGCAGAGAAGUGACAGACUCUGAGCGUCUUCAUCUCCUUCAGGAGAAAGAGGACUUGCUGGCAGCUCAGAGGAGAGUGAGUGCAGAGAAGGAGCAGCUCCUGAAGGAGAGGGAGGAGACUGCUGAGAUGCUCCACCUGUCUUCCCAAGAGUCUUUGGUCGCUAAAGAGAAGUUCCAACAGGAGAUUGCAACAUUGACCAAAGAGAAGGAGUCCCUCUCUCAAAAGCUCACAAAGCUUGAGAGGGAAUUCCACUUCUUGCAGCAACAAAAAGAGGCACUGGAAUCCAAAGCGCUACAGCAGGAGACUGACAAAAAGUCCUUCCUGAAAGAGAAAGAAGACCUGGAGGAGAAGCAUGAGAGAGAGCUUUCUGAGAAGGCAACAUUGGCUCAGGAGAAGGACCAGCUUCUAGAGGAUAUCAGGAGAUUGAAAAGUGAGAUUGAAGAAUCUGCCAAGGAGAGUGCCAGUUUACAGGCUGCAAAAGCUAGUCUGUCCUCUUUGCUGCAAGAGAUUAGUCAAGGCAAGGAGACGUUGGAGGCUGAGAAAGCAUCGCUUCAGCAGGAGAAAGAGGAGCUGCUCGUUCGUCUUCAGAGGGAGCGGUCUGACAAGGAAACCCUACUAAAAGAUAAGGCUGAUCUGGAAGUUAGGUCUCAAAAACUGGAGGAGGAAACUAGAUGUGCAAAGGAGCAACUGACACAAGAAAGGAAUAAGCUUAAACUAGAAAUAGACGCCAAGGCUGCCAACAAUUCAGAGCUGCAGAAUAGCCUGCGACUGUUACACCAAGAGAAAGAAGAUCUCCUCAUUCAGGAGAAACACCUCCGUGCUGAGAAGGAGUCCCUUUUCCAGGCAAAGGAACAUCUUGAAUCCCAGCAGAAGACCAGUGAUGAGGAAAGACGUGGCCUUGAAGCUGAAAAGGAGACCCUGCUUACCAAGAUUGAGGAGCUGGAGAAACAUUUUGCCACCUUGGCCAAAGAAAAGUCGGAGCUCCUACAGUCAGAGUCAAGGCUAAAGGAAGACUUGGAGUGUCUGCGUAGUAACCAAGAGAUCACAGACUCCGAGCGCUCCAGAUUAUUUAUGGAAAUGGAAGUGCUGCGGGCAUCUCACACCACACUUCUCUCUGAAAUCGAGACUCUUCUUCACGAGAAAGCCUGUUUAGAAGAGACGCAUAAGAAUCUUUGCGAAGAAUCAUCUGCCACUGCUAAAGAAAAAGCAGAAAUCGCUGCCAGUCUGAAGGAAGUGCAGUCUGAGAAAGAAACCCUACAUAGAGAGAAGGAGGAGCUGAAAUCUCUGCAAAAGCAGCGUGAGGACCGAGAACAAGAGCUUGUAGCAGAAAAGGGAGGCCUGGUGUCUAGGGUGGAGGAGUUAGAGAAAGAAUUGACCUCCUUAGCAAGAGAAAAGGCCGAACUUGUAGUCUCCGCAUCCAUCCUGAAGAAAGACUUGGAGUGUCUCAGGAGAGACCAAGAGAACACGGAUUCAGAGCGCUCCAGGCUGCUAAUGGAGAAAGAAGGACUCCGGGCUGCUCACGAAACACUGCUCUCUGAGAAUGAGGCUCUUUGUAAUGAGAAGACAAUAUUCGAGCAGAAGCAGAAGGCCCUCAGCGAAGAAGCUGCAGCUUCUGCUAAAGCCUAUGAAGAAAUGUCUGCUAGCUUGAAAGCUCUGGAGAGUGAGAGAGAGGCCUUGCUAAGAGAGAGAAGCGAAACCAUCCUGAAAUUCUCAGAACUAGAAGCUCUUCACAAAAAUGCUUUGUCAGAGCGGCUUGAGGCUGCUCAAACAGCCAAACAGGAGGCUGAGUCCCUGCAGCAGGAGAAGGCGGAGGCUCUCGGCGCCCUGGGGGAGAGCAGGAAGACCAUUCAGGACCUGCAGCAGCAGCUUGAUGCUUUGCAACAACAGAACUCAGAAUUUCAGGAGGAGCUCAACCUGUCCAAAGAGCAACUCGGCUCGGAGAACAAGAGGAUAGGGAGUCUCUGCAAAGAGAUCGAGGAGCUGAAGCUGGCGGCCAGUCAGAAGUCACAGCGCCUGGCCGCUCUGCAAGACGAGAACGCCCAGCUGACCGAGGAGCUGGGCCGCAGCCGAGAGGAGGUCAGCAGUCACCAGAAGCUGGAAGAAGAGCGAUCUGCCCUCAACAAUCAGCUCCUAGAGAUGAAAAAGAGAGAGGCUUUGACAAAGAAAGGAUGCGAUGAAGAGAAAGCUUCCUUGCAGAACACCAUCCAAAAAACUAGUGCCUUGAUCUUGGAGAAGGACAAAGAGCUGGAGACACUCAGAAAUGAGGUUGCCGUUUUGAGAGGGGAGAAGCUCAUGGCCAAGACUCUGCAGUCCACAGUCCAAUCUCUGGAGACGGACAAGGCCAAACUGCAGGAGACGGUCCAGAGUCUGGAGGAGAAACUCGCCCACAACAAGAGCUCAGUGGAGAGUGGGGGCUCCUCAGGUGAUGCUGCACUUGAGCAGCUCAGAGAAGAGAAGGAGUCGGCGGAGAGCCAGGACAUGAUUGAUUUCCUCAAUUCUGUAAUCAUUGAUCUUCAGAAGAAGAAUGAAGAACUAAAGGCCAAACUGGAGAAAAUGGCUGAGGCAGCACUCAAUGGGAAUAAUCCCAGCGAGCUGGACAACUACGACAGUCUGAAAGAAAGCCAGUCGAAGAAGAAGCCGGCCCCUCGCCUCUUCUGCGACAUCUGCGACUGCUUCGACCUGCACGACACCGAGGACUGCCCCACGCAGGCCCAGCUGCCCGACUCGCCGCCUCACACCGCCUACCACGGCAGCCGCACGGACGAGCGGCCCUACUGCGGCCUGUGCGAGGUGUUCGGCCACUGGACCAGCAACUGCAACGACGACGAGACCUUCUGACCCCCCGCCGUGGCCCUCCGGCCUCUCGUCCUUCCUCCCGUGCGAGAGCCCGGAUAAGCGCUGGGGUGCGUGGACCUGCGCGCGUGUUGCACACAGCUCCCCCUGCCCGCUCGCGGGGUCCGUUCUCUCCCCCUUUACAGCCACGCCGGGCCCAUGAGAAAGAUACCACCCUGCUAGCCUGGCCUUGAAGAGAAGCCCCCUCCCCUCUCUCCCCCAACUCCAGCUCCUUCAAUUCGGAAAGAAAACAACAAUUAAAACCGAACAAACCUUCGAGUUUUUCUUUUUUUUGAAACAAUUGGCACUGUCCUAUAAUAAUUCCAUUUUGUUUUUGUUUUUUGGGUUGAGUUUCGUUAUGGCUUGUGAGCGUUUGAGCUCGAUGUUGCUGAAAAUGUUUUUUUUUUCCUUCAAACAUUUACGGAAACAACAGUACUUGAAGGCGUGUCCUACAAAACUGGGCUGGGAAAGUGGAAUUGUAACGAUGCACGUUGCUGCUCUGGCUGUGUAACGUCCAGCAGUGACUUCAGCGACAUGCAGUACAAAAUUACAGGAGUGAGGAAACGACUCCUGAUCAGUUACCAUUAAGGAGGUGAAGUCCGGUUGUAAUAAACUAUUGCACUGCACACUUUAUACUACAGCUUCUCUUCCCGUUUUAAGUCCUUGGCUCCUUUUAAUCGCCGUCACAUAAUCGUGUUUAAAUUAUCAAGGCAUUUUUAAAUAUCAAGAAAGAAUAGAUUUACUGUCAAAUUAUUUAAUGUAUCGCCUUGUCUUUUUGUUUGGGGAAAUCUGUAUGUUUGGCAUCUGUAUAAAAAAAAAACAUAGAAUAAACAAAGACUUGUGGAUCAUAUUGUAUCUUCCAUUAUAACUGUAAAAUAUAUGUGGAAAAGAAAGCUUGACCUAUAUAAUUGUAAAUACCGGUUGUAUUUUUCUGAAAAAGUGUACGCUACAUGACACAAGGAAUAUGAAGAAUAUUUUUCCCUGUUACAAAGCUGGGGUUCAUUAUUGAAUGUAUAGUAAUAUAACUAUUGCAGGGAGAAAGGCACAUGUAAAGACAGUAUUACCCUAAUCACAGAGUGGGCUGUAUCUACUUUAAUAAAUGGUUAUAAUCUUUAA